AUGACACAGACACACGUAUAUUCAGCAAAUAAUUAUGUGUACCUUUCGAGGCAAAUGAUCAUAGAGGAUGCAGAAGAAAAUUCAAAACCUCGCCCUCUCUCUCCCCCGCAGGUAUCCUGGAUCCGACACCGCGACCUGCACGUGCUCACCGUCAACUCGUUCACCUUCACGAAUGACGAGAGGUUCUCCGCGCACCGGGACCACGUGACUGGCGACUGGGUUCUGGUUCUGCGUCGCCCUCAGCCCUCCGACUCGGGGUUCUACGAGUGCUCCAUCUCCACCAAGCCCGUGACGGCCCUCUCGGUCAAGCUGGAGGUUGUGGUACCCACCACCGAGCUCCUGGGCGACGGGCACGUGUACCUGGACAAGGGCAGUACACUGAACCUCACCUGCGUGGUUCAUUCGAGCCCCACGCCGCCCGAGUUUAUUCUGUGGUACCACCGAGAGAAGUUUUUUUACUGACUUACAUUGGUAUGGCUAAAUCUAUCCACAAUAUAAUUUUCGAACAAGCACUGAUAAAUUUAAUCACUGCGUUGAGCUGUAAAAUUGAUUAUUCCAAACUCAUUCUAAAUUCGGGAUUGAUGGUUUGUAAAGGAAUCACAUAAAUCGAAUUUCUUGUCUUAAAAAAAUAUAUUGAUUUGGAAAUUGGCAACUUAUAAAAUCACUAAGAACACUGCCGUCAAAACUUAUGUUAGACAUGAUUUGCAUUAUACCUAAAUACACACACACGCCCACACACACACACA
Molecule: messenger RNA, 746 nt
Organism: Penaeus monodon (black tiger shrimp)
Lineage: Eukaryota; Metazoa; Arthropoda; Malacostraca; Decapoda; Penaeidae
Biological process (GO): synapse organization
Cellular component (GO): neuron projection membrane
Source: RefSeq, a predicted model, not a curated record